GGGACGUAUGCUACAGUGUUUAAAGGAAGGAGUAAACUGACAGACAACCUGGUGGCUCUGAAGGAGAUCAGACUGGAGCACGAGGAAGGAGCACCCUGCACCGCCAUCAGAGAGGUGUCCUUACUGAAGGACCUGAAACACGCCAACAUUGUGACCCUGCACGAUAUCAUCCACACAGACAAGUCCCUGACGCUAGUCUUCGAGUACCUGGUGAGAACAACAUCCUCUUUCUUACGCCUCAUAUCAUUGAGGAUAGAUAGGAUGUAAUAGUUUCAGGAACAGUACAGCCUGGUCAAAUCAAUCAAAUCAAAUGGAAUGUGUCACAUGCUUCGUAAACAACAGGUGUAGACUUAACAGUGAAAUGUUUACUUACGGGCCCUUUCCAACAACGCAGAGAGAAAAAUAUCAAAAAGAAUAGAAAGCCAAGGAAUAAAUACACAAUGAGUAAUGAUAACUUGGCUAUAUACACGGGUUACCAGUACAGAGUCGAUGUGCAGCGGUACGAGGUCAUUUGUGUUUCUGUGUUGCUGCUGUAUUCAGUGCCUCAUCUUGUCUUCUCUCCUGCUCUCCUGCAGGACAAGGAUCUGAAGCAGUACAUGGACGACUGUGGGAACAUCCUGAGCAUGCAGAACGUCAAGGUGAGUGUCUACAGUGCACUACAGGCUGCCGGCCAUGGCCUCCCUGUCUCCAUAGAGACGAGGCUCCUCCUGUGACUAGUGCAGUGUCAACUCAAAGAAUUGAAAUGUGUCACCACAAAUGGAAGUUCUCUCAUGGAAAAAUAAAGUUAUUCUAAUCUAAAGGAGAUUUUAGGGAAACUACUACGUCUUUAUUCCUACUCGCGUAGUUUAAGGUAAUAAUAAUUUUGCUGGUGUUUCCACAGUUGAAAGUAUCUGACUUAAGAGAUCUGACAUGUGUUGUUUUGUCUCAGAUAUUCUUGUUCCAGAUCUUGCGAGGGCUGGCGUACUGUCACAAACGGAAGGUUCUACACAGAGAUCUGAAGCCUCAGAACCUGCUCAUCAACGACCGAGGAGAACUCAAACUGGCAGACUUCGGUGAGAGAUAUGCUCUCAUUCUGCCCUGGGUUCUAGGGGUUGAAAACACUGGUUGUUCCUCAAAUUCACAUUUCACACUAUCGUGCCAACCUGAACCGUACUGAGCUGGCUUGGAUAUUUUCUUUUCACAUGGUCUGGUUCCAGCAACUAGGAUGGAGGUGGAACCAGGCCAGCACAGUCCAUGUCAGCUUGGCUCAGUUUGUCGUGAUUCCUAACAUUUUAUUUUAUUUAUUAUUAAUUUUUAAUUGUACCUUUAUUUAACUAGGCAAGUCAGUUAAGAACAAAUUCUUAUUUACAAUGACGGCCUACACCGGCCAAACCCGGACGACGCUGGGCCAAUUUUGCGCCGCCCUAUGGGACUCCCAAUCACGGCCGGUUGUGAUACAGCCUGGAAUCGAACCAGGGGGUCUGUAGUGACGCCUCAAGCACUGAGAUGCAGUGCCUUGGACCGCUGCGCCACUCGGGAGACAUUGAGCCUGUCUAUUCAGUAAAGUCUGACAGAAAUGUCCCUUUGUGUAACACAUUGGUAUUUUGUUCCAGGUCUGGCCCGGGCCAAGUCAGUCCCCACUAAGACGUACUCCAACGAGGUGGUGACGCUCUGGUACCGGCCUCCUGACGUUCUACUGGGCUCCUCAGAGUACUCCACACAGAUAGACAUGUGGUGAGUGGGCUGAGGUGAUCUAGAACCAUGAGAGAACCAACAUAGAACCAUGAGCAUUACUUGAGGGUUAUCAUGAGCCAUAAUUUAUUUAUCUAAUCUGAAUUAUAUAUGCCAAACUGAAAGCAAUCUUGACCCCUAUAUCUAUCACACUUUUGGCAGUCCUUAUGUUCCCCUGAAUAAUGAGAAUAAACAUGCAUCUAAUUUACAGUGAAGGGCAGGGAAGGUUAAGUGGAAGGGAGUGUAUAGACUCCCCUAAUAAAGGACAUGUAUUGACUUGUUUUACAUCUAUUUGACCCCUAACCUGAACCAUCUGACCCCAGGGGUGUGGGGUGUAUAUUCUAUGAGAUGGCUGCCGGGAGGCCUCUGUUCCCUGGUUCUGCUGUGGAGGAUGAACUGCAUCUCAUCUUUAGACUGCUGGGUGAGUGCUGCCAUCUGGUGGCGGGAAUACAAUAUGACAUGGCAUGCUACUGUUAAAUCAAUUUACAUUUACAUUUACAUUUUAGUCAUUUAGCAGACGCUCUUAUCCAGAGCGACUUACAGUUAGUGAAUACAUAUUUGUUUUUAUACUGCCCCCCCGUGGGAAUCGAACCCACAACCCUGGCGUUGCAAACGCCAUGCUCUAUCAACUGAGCUACAUCCCUGCCGGCCAUUCCCUCCCCUACCCUGGACAACGCUGGGCCAAUUGUGCGCCGCCCAUGAGUCUCCCGGUCGCGGCCGGCUGCGACAGAGCCUGGAUUCGAACCAGGAUCUCUAGUGGCACAGUUAGCACUGCGAUGCAGAGCCUUAGACCACUGCGCCACUCACGAGCCCAUGUUUGCUCUCUCUUACCUAUGUAAUUCAAUGUUGUGCACUGUUGUGUGUUAUUAAUCAUUUUAGUUUGCUUGUACAGUACCAGUCAAAAGUUUGGACACACCUACUCAUUCAAGCUUUGCACACUCUUGGCAUUCUCUCAACCAGCUUCACCUGGAAUGCUUUUCCAACAGUCUUGAAGGAGUUCCCACAUAUGCUGAGCACGUGUGGCUGCUUUUCCUUCACUCUGCGGUCCGACUCAUCCCAAACCACCCCAAUUGGGUUGAGGUCAGGGGAUUGUGGAGGCCAGGUCAUCUGAUGCAGCACUCCAUCACUCUCCUUCUUGGUAAAAUAGCCCUUACACAGCCUGGAGGUGUGUUGGGUCAUUGUCCUGUUGAAAAUCAAAUGAUAGUCACACUAAUCGCAAACCAGAUGGGAUGGCGUAUCGCUGCAGAAUGCUGUGGUAGCCAUGCUGGUUAAGUGUGCCUUGAAUUCUAAAUAAAUCACAGACAGUGUCACCAGCAAAGCACCCCUACACCAUAACACCUCCUCCUCCUCCUCCAUGCUUUACGGUGGGAAAUACACAUGCAGAGAUCAUCCGUUCACCCACACCGCGUCUCACAAAGCCACGCCGGUUGGAACCAAAAAUCUCAAAUUUGGACUCCAGACCAAAGGACAAUUUUCCAACGGUCUAAUGUCCAUUGCUCGUGUUUCUUGCCCAAGCAGUUCUCUUCUUAUUAUUGGUGUCCUUUAGUAGUGGUUUCUUUGCAGCAAUUCGACCAUGAAGGCCUGAUUCACACAGUCCCCUCUGAACAGUUGAUGGUGAGAUGUGCCUGUGACUUGAACUCUGUGAAGCAUUUAUUUGGGCUUCAAUUUCUGAGGCUGGUAACUAAUUAACUUAUCCUCUGCAGCAGAGGUAACUCUGGGUCUUCCAUUCCUGUGGCGGUCCUCGUGAGAGCCAGUUCAAAUCAAAUCAAUUCAUUUUAUUUGCCACAUGCGCCGAAUACAACAGGUGUAGACAUUACCGUGAAAUGCUUACUUACAGCCCUUAACCAACAAUGCAUUUAUUUCUUAAUAAAAAAGUAAAAUAAAACAACAACAACAAAAAAGUGUUGAAAAAAAGAGCAGAAGUAAAAUAAAAUAACAGUAGGGAGGCUAUUUACAGGGGGGUACCGGUGCAGAGUCAAUGUGCGGGGGCACUGGCUAGUUGAGGUAGUUGAGGUAAUAUGUGGGUAUAGUUAAAGUGACUAUGCAUAAAUAAUUAACAGAGUAGCAGCAGUGUAAAAAGAUGGGGUGGGGGUGCAAAUAGUCUGAGUAGCCAUGAUUAGCUGUUCAGGAGUCUUAUGGCUUGGGGGUAGAAGCUGUUGAGAAGCCUUUUGGACCUAGACUUGGCGCUCCGGUACCGCUUGCUGUGCGGUAGCAGAAAGAACAGUCUAUGACUAGGGUGGCUGGAGUCUUUGACAAUUUUGAGGGCCUUCCUCUGACACCGCCUGGUAUAGAGGUCCUGGAUGGCAGGAAGCUUGGCCCCAGUGAUGUACUGGGUCGUACGCACUACCCUCUGUAGUGCCUUGCGGUCGGAGACCGAGCAGUUGCCAUACCAGGCGGUGAUGCAACCAGUCAGGAUGCUCUCGAUGGUGCAGCUGUAUAACUUUUUGAGGAUCUGAGGACCCAUGCCAAAUCUUUUCAGUCUCCUGAGGGGGAAUAGGCUUUGUCGUGCCCUCUUCACGACUGUCUUGGUCAUGAUAGUUUGUUGGUGAUGUGGACACCAAGGAACUUGAAGCUCUCAACCUGAUUCACUGCAGCCCCGUCGAUGAGAAUGGGGGCGUGCUCAGUCCUCUUUUUUUUCCUGUAGUCCACAAUCAUCUCCUUUGUCUUGGUCACGUUGAGUGAGAGGUUGUUAUCCUGGCACCACACGGCUAGGUCUCUGACCUCCUCCCUAUAGGCUGUCUCAUCGUUGUCGGUGAUCAGGCCUACCACUGUUGUGUCGUCAGCAAAGUUAAUGAUGGUGUUGGAGUCGUGCCUGGCCAUGCAGUCAUGGGUGAACAGGGAGUACAGGAGGGGACUGAGAACGCACCCCUGAGGUGCCCCCGUGUUGAGGAUCAGCCUGGCAGAUGUGUUGUUACCUACCCUUACCCUACCCUACGCUUACCACCUAUUAUUUCAUAAUAGCGCUUGAUGGUUUUUGCAACUGCACUUGAAGAAACUUUCAAAGUUCUUGAAAUUUUCCGGAUUGACUGACCAUGUCUUAAAGUAAUGAUGACUGUCGUUUCUCUUUGCUUAUUUGAGCUGUUCUUGCCAUAGUAUGGACUUGGUCUUUUACCAAAUAGGGCUAUUCUCUGUCACAACACAACUCAUUGGCUCAAACGCAUAAAGAAGGAAAGAAAUUCCACAAAUUAACUUUUAAGAAGGCACACCUGUUAAUUCAAAUGCAUUCCAGGUGACUACCUCAUGAAGCUGGUUGAGAGAAUGCCAAGAGUGUGCAAAGCUAUCAUCAAUGUAAAGGGUGGCUACUUUGAAGAAUCUCAAAUAUAAAUUAUAUUUUGAUUUUGAUUUGUUUAACACUUUUUGGGUUACUACAUGAUUCCAUAUAUGUUAUUUCAUAGUUUUGAUGUCUUCACUAUUAUUCUACAGUGUAAAAUUUUUUAAAAAUAAAGAAAAACCCUUGAAUGAGUAGGUGUGUCCAAACUUUUGACUGGUAGUGUAUAUGCCACAGUACCACACAUAAAAUUGUCUCUGGAAAAGUAAAGUUAAUCUAAGUCAGCUGUUAUGAUUAAAGGUCCAAUGCAGCUGUUUUUAUCUCAAUAUCAAAUCAUUUCUGGUUAACAAUUAAGUACCGCACUGUGAUUGUUUAAUUUAGCUUGGACUGUCAAGGAGUGGUUUGAGUGGAGAGAGGAAAACUGAAAAUUUCAAACAGCUCUUACACUAAAAGGGCAUUAUCAUUAUUUUCACAAUUUCACAGUAUUAUUCCAACCUCGUAGUGUUGAAAUGUAUAUAAAACACAGGAAAAUCACGUUUUUGACUGCGCUGGGCCUUUAGCCUUCCUGUAUGUCUGAAUAUCCUCUCCCCCACCCCCCUCAAACAGGCACACCCACAGAGGACAGCUGGCCUGGGAUCUCCUCCAUGGACGAGUUCAAGUCCUACAAGUUCCCCAAGUACAAGACACAGCCCCUUAUCAACCAUGCACCCAGGUAUGUAGGGCUGCCUGUGGUUGGAGCUGAGGGGUUUCAUAUGAAUAAAUAUUGUCCUAACAUCCACUGAAGUUCUCAAAUUGUCGUCAAUGCAUGAAUAAGUGAACAUUUGACUUGAAUGUAAGUUAGGAUUUCGCCCCUUAUCAGACAGACGCCUUUUCCAAAGCGAUUUCCACAGAUUCCCACAACAAGUAGCUACACCACAUAUCCCUUGUCAGCUCUUUUCCCAAAGUGAAUGGCUUAUGUGUAAAAUCCAGGUGUUUCUUUUUUAGUGAAGUACCUUGGUAUUACUGGCCAUUCUGCUUUGAAAAAUGUUUUCUGAGAGUGUGUGUGUGCUGUGCUUUUGUGCUGUGCUGCUUUCUGUGUGUGUGUUUGUGUGCGUGUGUGUGCUUCACUUCCUGUGGAGGACAUCCUGUGGAAUAGUCGACUCCUAGAGUUUGCUACACCACCAUGAGUCACUCCCACUGAUCUAACUCCCCUCCCUCUGUUCUCUAUGUCCCCCCUGUCUCUCUCUGUAUCUCUUUCCCUCCCAAUCUCUCUCUCCUAUCCCUCGCUCUACCUCUGUAUUUCUCUCUCUCUCUCUCCUCUCCCUCUGUUCUCUCCCUUGUCUCUUCCCCCUCUGUAUUUCUCUCUCUCUCUGUUUCUCUCUCUCCUCUCCCUCUGUUCUCUCCCUUGUCUCUUCCCCCUCUGUAUUUCUCUCUCUCUCUCUGUUUCUCUCUCUCCUCUCCCUCUGUUAUCUCCCUUGUCUCUUCCCCCUCUGUAUUUCUCUCUCUCUCUGUUUCUCUCUCUCCUCUCCCUCUGUUCUCUCCCUUGUCUCUUCCCCCUCUGUAUUUCUCUCUCUCUCUGUUUCUCUCUCUCCUCUCCCUCUGUUCUCUCCCUUGUCUCUUCCCCCUCUGUAUUUCUCUCUCUCUCUGUUUCUCUCUCUCCUCUCCCUCUGUUCUCUCCCUUGUCUCUUCCCCCUCUGUAUUUCUCUCUCUAUCUCUCUGUUUCUCUCUCUCCUCUCCCUCUGUUCUCUCCCUUGUCCCUUCCCCCUCUGUAUUUUUCUCUCUCUCUCUCUCUCUCUCUCUCUCUCUGUUUCUCUCGCUCUCUGUGGUUCUCCGUUCUCAGGUUAGACACUGACGGCAUUGACCUGCUUCUGUCAUUUCUAAAAGUGAGUUCCACUAUAUUUGAAUAGGGACGGAUAAAAACACAUGAACUCAUUGAAUAAACAAUCAUCCGAAGCGUUGCUCCACUGUUCCAACACCCGUAUCUGAAAACCAGUCACAUGUUGUUGUUACAUUGGGACAAUGUACUUGGACAAAACUGGGAGAAUUGUAAGGGAACACUCAGUGAACACAUGGCCUAUAAUAACUUCACCAGAAGGUAGACGUGUACAGUACAUUAUUUAAUAUUUAAUAUGACUUACUAUUUAGCUUCCUGUAGGCAGGAGUUGAUAUGCAGAGUGGUGAUGUUUGUAUGUCAUGAGUUCUCCAAUAGAGGGACACACCCACACACACACACACUGUAAUGUUUCUCUGUUGUUGCUUUUCCAGUACGAGUCCAAGAAGCGGAUGUCUGCAGAUGAGUCGAUGAGAGAGCCCUACUUCAGCAGCCUGGGAACGCGCGCACACACACUGCCAGAGAGUGAGUGAUACACACAUGCACACACACUGCCAGAGAGUGAGUGAUACACACACACACACACACUGCCAGAGAGUGAGUGAUACACACACACACACUGCCAGAGAGCAGGGCUGGAGACUUGGCAGGCUCUGCUUACUGUUCUAGUGAUAUCAGUCUGCAGUUUACACACUCAAGUAGUCAGCUGCAACUGUGUAACAAAGCUCUGAGUGUUCUAAAUAUGGAAAUUGAAUUGUUCUGGCUAUGGUAAUGCUUAUCUUCGUUCCUUUUCUUUCUUUUGUGUUUGUGUGACAGGCAUAUCCAUAUUUACACUGAAGGAGGUCCAACUGCAAAGAGAUCCUGGCUAUAGGAACUCUAACUAUCCUGAGUCAGGUGAGUGGAGUCCCCCAGGGAUCAAUUUUAAUACUGUUUCCAUUUUUCAAAAAUGAAAAACAAUUUAAAAACAUUCAAUAUACAUUAAUACCCUGAAAAAGGUGUUUAUUUAUUAUCACCUCCAAAUCGUCUUCAUUUACCUAGUGGUUUAAGAUAAAACCACAAUAACACAAUAGUCCCUUCAAAUUAUGAAUUUGUGCUUUUGUUUUGGUUUUAUCCCUCAGGUAAUGGCAAGAACAGAAGGCAGAGCAUGCUCUUCUAGGUUCCUGUUCAACAGCUACCUGUACAGUCAUACAGACGGAGACAGUUCAGUCCCAGAGAUGGAUAUCUACAAGGGCCAGGGGGGUAGGAUACCCCCCCCCC
Coregonus sp. 'balchen' is the source of this 8045-nucleotide messenger RNA. The record is from the annotation of a GenBank genome assembly. Lineage: Eukaryota; Metazoa; Chordata; Actinopteri; Salmoniformes; Salmonidae.